AUGAUCGAAGCAGAGAAGCCGCACGAAAUUGGCAAAAAGGCCCGCAAACGUAGCAACGGUGGUUGCAUUACUUGCAAGAUUCGACGGGUCAAGUGCGAUGAAGGCAGACCGUCGUGCGACCGGUGCGCGAGUACGGGCCGACAUUGCGAUGGCUAUCCUGCACCAAAGGAACCGGUGCCCGUUGCCUUUGUGAUGCUCGUGCCGACGUCAAAUCCUCCAGAGUGCCAUUCCGUGUCUCGACGGGCUUUUCAAUAUUUCCACCAAGUGUGCGCUCCGGCGUUGAUGAAUUACGGUACUCGAUUUUUCUGGAAUCAGCUCGUACUCCAGGCCUGUCACCAUGAUGAAAGCAUCAAGCACCUCAUCAUCGCCGCUUCCUACGCCGGUGCUCGAAGCGAGAUGAACAUGACAUGUAGCGUCACUGCUGCGCCCAACGACGGCUCCCUCUACCUAUCACAUUAUGGGCGGGCACUGAAGUUAUUGAGCCAUGCUAAAAGUCCGGACCCUGGACUGGUGCUCAUGGCUUGUUUACUGCUGAUACUCUGUGACGAGCUCCAACAGAACUCCUUUGCCGCUCUCCAGCAUAUGCUAGCGGGAAGAAAGAUCCUGUCUUCCUGCUCGUCCGGAAUCCGUGGCCAGGGCAACGAAAUCAUCAACGAGAUUGCUCCCAUCUUCUCUCAACUGGAGUUGCAUACUGGAGAAAUUUAUCGUCACACCAUGACACAACCACCCAGCCUUGCAAUUCCGAGGAACAGCUUACAUGACCUGACACCUUCUCGGCAGUCCAUACAUGAGCUUCCUACCGCACGAUUCGCAAACCUGGAUGCGGCUGCGGAGUCCUUGAGUCAGAUCGCAUGGGGCUGUGCAUCUCUCCGACUAGAUAGCCUACCUCCUCAAACGCGGUUUCACGUGGUUCCUGCUCUCACUAUCAGACUCAACGACUGGCUGAACCGUUUCACAGCCUUCGAACCAACGAAUGAGCCACACUGGUCUGCCACACGCACAAAGCAGCAGUUGCUGCGCCUGUAUCAUGGCUGUUUGGUAACACUAUCCCGUUGUGCUCCAUUCGACCAAGAGACCGCUUUCGACGCGUACUUGAGCAACAUCGAACAGCUCAUGAUCGGUUGCAGUCAUAUGAUCUCGUACACGACCACCAGGCUGAUCCCAAUUUUGUUUUUCAUCGCAACCAGGUAUCGGAGUGCUAGUUGUCGAAGAAGAGCGAUAGAACUUCUCCGUACGUGCGGCGUAGAUGGUCAGAUCCUGGCAAAGAUUGCAAUGAAAGUUGUCAAGAUCGAAGAAAAGAAAGUCGACGAGCCAAUUACAUCCAGCGAUAUUCCCGAGACGAAUCGUAUUCGCUUGGUUGACUUGGAUAUUGAUGCUCGAGGAGAAUUUUAUAUCCUGAGGUUCAGACGCUUUCCAUACCGUGAGCCGGCACCUCUCGAUUUUGCCGCGGUGCCUACCCAAGGCUUCUCGUGGAAUAGUGAUAUGAUCAAUUUGACGCAUCCGGUCUCUCUUUUGAAGGCCGUCCGUGAUUUCGACUUCACGCCGUUCUGGAACCAGGAAAGUCCCGCAUUCGGUCUGCCUAGAGAUAUCUCUCAGGAUUUUUGAGAUCCAUGAAUCAAGAGGCCGAGAACACCUCACCAUCGGACCAGGAACCUGCACGAGACGAACCUCUAUUGGUGUCCUUGAUAUCUCGACAGGGUCGCUAUGCUGCACCACCAAUCUCCAGUUUCUUCCCCUUCACACUCUUCCACUCGAAACCGAACGAGAGCAGGAACGCAAUGCAGGCGCAUGCUAUGGCGAGGAUAUAUGAAUUCGUGACGGCGAUAUUGUAUGCAUGGAGCACUCCAGCGAGCUGUGACGGAGGCGUGACUUCGCGGAUAUGGGUGGCACCGGCUGCAAUGAUUUUGUAAGGGUCAACACCCUUGGUAUAUUUUGGGAUUUCCUUCACCAGACCGUUGGAGAAGAUGUUCUGCGCAAUCGAGAUGGAAAUCGCACCACCGAGGGAGUUGAAGAAUAUGGCGACAGCAUUGCCCACAGGCAUGUCUUUCUUUUUCAGGACGACCUGAACAGCAAUGAAGGGAAUCUGAACACAUGCACCGGCUCCUGCCCCGGCCACAAUUUGAUAGCCGAUCCAGGUUCCAGUGGACGAGUGGACUUUUAGAGUAUGCAGGAGACCGGAUCCAACGGCGAACACAGCUGAGCCGAACCAGGUGAAUGGCACGUAUGGUCCAAGAGCCGUGACGCUGCCGCCGACUAUAACCGAUGAGAUGGUGAGGCUGACUAGAUAAGGGAUAGUGCGGAUGCCGGAUCCUUCAGCCGGGAUGCCGGAUCCUUCAGCCGAUGUCCCUUUGACGGCUUGGAAGUAGAAGGGGAGGUAGUAGAUGUGGGUAUACAAGCCCAUGGCGAGGAAAGCGCUGAAGAAGGCACAGAUGAAAACUGUACGCUGUUUGAGCAUGACUCGCGGUGGUAAUGUUGCGAGGUCGCCUUUCCAGAGUUGAAUGCCGGUAAAGACGGUCAUCAGGAGGCCGAAGCCGAGAAGGCAGCCCCAUACUUUGGAAUUCGACCACGGGUAGGUUGUGCCGCCCCACUGAAGAGCUAGGAGAAGACAAACAAUGGCGCAGAUCAAGAAGAAAGCUCCAAGAAGGUCGAUUUGCGCAAUCUUCUCCCUCAGCGUCAGACUGCUAUGUUUGCGUUCGGGGUUCUUGAAGAAGCAGAAGACGGCGGCAAUCGCGACGGCGCCGAUGGGGAGAUUGAUAUAAAAGCACCAGCGCCAGGAAACUCCUGGAAAAACAUAAUGUCAGCCGCACCACAUCGCGCUUGUAGAG
Messenger RNA from Exophiala xenobiotica, 2825 nucleotides. RefSeq lists its product as uncharacterized. NCBI's taxonomy places the organism in Eukaryota, Fungi, Ascomycota, Eurotiomycetes, Chaetothyriales, Herpotrichiellaceae. Gene Ontology annotation, molecular function: zinc ion binding; DNA-binding transcription factor activity, RNA polymerase II-specific. Bases 1 to 1605 code for a protein of 534 amino acids. The record is from RefSeq and is a predicted model, not a curated record. Gene Ontology annotation, biological process: regulation of DNA-templated transcription. The transcript has 3 exons.